Messenger RNA from Lethenteron reissneri (Far Eastern brook lamprey), 938 nucleotides. RefSeq lists its product as uncharacterized. The record is from RefSeq and is a predicted model, not a curated record. Lineage: Eukaryota; Metazoa; Chordata; Hyperoartia; Petromyzontiformes; Petromyzontidae.
UGGAUACUUGGCGUGACUCUCCGCUAGCAACUCGGUUGAAGGCGACUCGCCCAGACUCAGCGAGACUCCGUGAACGCGAUCGCUUCGUCGUCGUCCUGGGUCACCGUCGUAGCGGCAACUUCUACCGCCAGCACUCACCAAGAGGAUGGAAGCUCGCGGCUCGUGCGCGCUCCUGCUGUGCCUCGUGGCCGCAAUGGCCCUGCAGGCGAACGCCAGGGCGACGGGAAUGGACAUCUGUACGUCGGGGUUUCUGAGCACCGAGCACAUGAAGAAACUCGUGAAGGUCGUGGAUCAAGUUCCAGAUGAUCAGAGCAACUUCAGGAUCCUGCCCAACACGGAUGAAAUGCGUCACCACGUGCUGAAGCAAGACGAGACCAGCGUGUGCCUCUUCCGCAAGGCAGUGGCCGAGCUGUACGCGGCCGCCUUCCACGCAGCGGGAACUCUGCGGUUCAUGGGCAACAGGGAAGCGAAGAAGAAUCACGACACAUUUCACAGCUUCGCUCGGCCCAGCUGCGGAACGACGCAGGAAGGCGAACAGGACGCCAGAUUCAAGAAAAUCAUGGCAAGACUCGCUGAUGCCAAACUCAAGAUUCCCUCGGACGAGGCGAUGCUCCGCAAGGUUCUCCGAGAGACGGAGCUGCUGCCCAUCGCGUGCACGGAGCGCGCGGACCGCGAGAAGCCGUCGGGCGGUCGGCGCGGAGGAGGAGGAGACGGCGGCGGCGGCGGCAAGCGGAAUUCGGGAGCGAAGAAGCCGCGAGGCGGAAAGCAGCAGCGGCAGGGUGGAGAGAAGCGGCGCAGAAAGUCCCGGCAGUGAGCCGCCCGCUGCUGCUGCUGCUGUGCCAACACCCAGGACUGUGCGAUCCAAAAUGCGUCCGCGCCCGGCGAACCACGUCCAGUAUACCUCUCGUUGUGCCUGCGUUUAACUCGGCACGUGCAGC